Parascedosporium putredinis is the source of this 894-nucleotide messenger RNA. Lineage: Eukaryota; Fungi; Ascomycota; Sordariomycetes; Microascales; Microascaceae. The record is from the annotation of a GenBank genome assembly.
AUGGCUCGAGGACGCGGUGGCAGCGGCGGCAGCGGCAGCUCAGGCUCCUCCUCCGUCUGCAAAUUCGGCGACUACCCAUGCCACUUCACCAUCACCGAACUCUACGGCCACGUCUACACCAGUCUCUUCAGCAAGGGAGAGCUGUACGGCCAGCUCAUCGUCUACAUCAUCUGGAGUCUCGUCCUCAUCGGCCUCCUAUACACCUCUCUCCGCACCAAGGCGCGCCUCUUCCAAGCCGCCGUCACCUUGUUCCUCGCCAACUUCAUCUUCCUCUGCGUGCGCUUCGGCCUGCUGCUCGGAGAGAUCGACGUCCCCGUCGGCUACCGCUACGAAAUCUCCAUCGUCAUCUCGGGCAUCCUCGGCUGGCCCCUCAUCCUCAUCUACGCCGCGCUGAGCAUCGCCUAUCUGAUCCUCGACUUCCUCGUCUCUGCCGACGCGGUGGAGACCUACAAGGAGGAAGGCGCGUGGAGCAUCGGCGACCACGACUUUGGCCUCACCAUGACGCCUAACCAGAUUACUGGCCUCAAGACCACGGCGCUCGGCGGAGACGAUGGCCUGAGCCCUUUUACAUCGAGGGGAAGGUGUCUCUUCAUCUACUCCGUCUUCCGCACCAUCGUGUCCACCCACUUCAUCUUGCACAACUGGUCCGUAAUAACGGAUCUGGGCAAGUGGAACGCCUUCAUCGCCCAGUAUUCCAACCUCGACUUCCUAAAGAAGAUCAUCAUCCCAGAAGGCUUUCUCAAGGGCUACCGCACUACCGUGAACGGCUUCCCCGUUGUCCAGGCCGUUCUCGAGUUCCUCGGCGUCAUCAUCGCUUGCACGGCGAUUACCUAUCUUCUGGUGCUGCGACGACGCGAGACGUUGAGGGUUACCGGUGGACAGUAUAUCAAGUAG